Rubroshorea leprosula is the source of this 1624-nucleotide messenger RNA. The record is from the annotation of a GenBank genome assembly. NCBI's taxonomy places the organism in Eukaryota, Viridiplantae, Streptophyta, Magnoliopsida, Malvales, Dipterocarpaceae.
UUCUCUUAUUCUCUCCCCCUUCAAAACCCUAGCCACACGCCGCUGCACACACACUCACGAAAUGGCAGCCGCCGCUCGCCCUCUCGUCACCGUUCAAACCUUAGAGGGUGAUAUGGCCACCGACGCUAUCCCCACCGUUCCCCUCCCGGAUGUCAUGAAGGCUCCGAUCAGACCUGAUGUUGUGAGCUUUGUUCAUGACAACAUAUCCAAGAACAGCCGCCAGCCCUAUGCCGUGUCUAAACGCGCCGGUCAUCAGACUUCCGCUGAAUCAUGGGGUACUGGUCGUGCUGUGUCCCGUAUUCCCCGUGUUCCGGGUGGUGGUACCCACCGUGCCGGGCAGGGUGCCUUCGGCAACAUGUGUCGUGGUGGUCGCAUGUUCGCCCCGACCAAGAUCUGGCGUAAGUGGCAUGUUAAGAUUCCAGUCAACCAGAAGCGCCACGCCGUUGUGUCAGCUAUUGCUGCUACUGCUGUCACUUCCCUUGUGCUGGCUCGUGGUCAUCGCAUCGAGUCUGUCCCUGAAAUGCCUCUGGUCAUCUCUGACUCUGUGGAGAGUGUUGAGAAGACAUCUGCUGCUAUUAAGGUUUUGAAGUAUAUCGGAGCCUAUCCUGAUGCUGAAAAGGCCAAGGACAGCCAUGCUAUCCGUCCUGGAAAGGGUAAGAUGAGGAACCGCAGGUACAUCUCUCGUAAGGGUCCUCUGAUUGUGUAUGGAACUGAGGGGGCGAAGCUCGUGAAGGCAUUCAGAAACAUUCCAGGUGUUGAGGUCGCCAAUGUUGAGAGGUUGAAUCUGCUGAAGCUGGCUCCUGGUGGGCACCUCGGAAGGUUUGUGAUCUGGACCAAGUCUGCUUUUGAGAAACUGGACUCAAUCUAUGGGUCAUUUGAGAAGACCUCUGAGAAGAAGAAGGGAUACGUUCUGCCCCGUCCUAAGAUGGUCAAUGCUGACCUUGCCAGGAUUAUCAACUCCGAUGAGGUGCAGUCAGUGGUGAGACCAAUCAACAAGGAGAUCAAGAGGGCUCCGCUGAAGAAGAACCCACUGAAGAACUUGAACACCAUGCUGAAAUUGAAUCCUUAUGCCAAGACUGCUAGGAGAAUGGCUCUCUUGGCCGAGGCACAACGUGUCAAGGCUAAGAAUGAGAAGCUUGAGAAGAAAAGAAAGCCCAUUUCAAAGGAGGAGGCAACUGCAAUCAAGGCAGCAGGGAAGGCAUGGUACCAGACUAUGAUCUCUGAUAGUGACUAUGCAGAGUUUGAGAACUUCUCAAAGUGGUUGGGCGUCUCACAGUAAUCUAGUUUGUGCUUCAGUAAUUCUGCCAGUCCCUUUUUUGUUAAUUGGUUUUGCUUGGUUGUUCAGACUUUAUAUUUGUUUUACUAUUUCUGGAGUUAUGGAUGAGAAUGGGUUGGAAGAAUCUGAUCUGAGUCCUAGGCACUUCAACUCGAUUUUCUUCCUCCCAAUUUUUUGUCUCGUUUAUGAGCUAGGUGGAACAAUUUCUUUGCAAAUUAGAACAAGUAAUUUCACAAGCGUACCCUUUCCAAUUACGUUUUAUUUCUGAGUCUGUCUUUUUGUUAAUCUUUUUCAUGAGAUGUGGGACAUGUAGUUUCAUCUGCUAUGGCGCUGCCAUUGCCAUUCAAU